AACAGACAAACGUUAAUGAGGAAGAGUCUGCUGCCUUGAGCCAGACUCUGCUGGUGGGGUAGGCAGGGAAGAAAGGGAUCCUCAGGACCGAGGAGACAGAUAUGAGGUUGGGCAGAGAGAUGUGGAAAGGACAGAUGAGUGAACAGAUGCAGGGCAGUUGGUGGCAGAGUGGAUGGAGCAUCAGGGAAGACCUGAAGGCAAAUCGAGCCUCUCUCACUAGCUGUGGGAUCCUAGACAAGUCACUUACCCUCUAUUUGCCUGUUUUCUCAUCUGUAAAAUGGGGAUAAUAAUUCUAAUUCUCUCCCAGAGUUGUUGUGAGGAUCAAAUGAGCUAAUAUUUGUAAGGCUCUUAGCACAGUGCCUGGCACGGUCUCGAUCUGUUAGCUAUUAUUGUGAUGAGGAUGAUGGCAAAUGUGGGUUAAGAUAACAUGAGUCUGACCCUGUUGGGGAGACAGCAAGAUGAGACUGUCUGAUGAAAGGUGAGUUGAGAGUAGAUAGAGCCAGGCAGACAGAUGUGGGCUUGGACAGAGAGUUAUAAAACCCUUCCCCACCCCUUCUUUUCCUACCCCCAGCUGGACAGAAAAGUAAAACUGAACUCAGAGGUGCAGCUAGUUUCCCUGCCCAGAAAUCUGUUUCUGAAGCCACUGCAGCCUGGGACAAAAUGCACUGUGGCUGGCUGGGGUCAGCUGCGCCAGGACGGAGGGUCAGCCCAGACCCUUCAGGAGCUGAACGUGAAGGUGUUGGACAGUCGCAUGUGUAACAACAGCCGCUUCUGGCAUGGGAAGAUCACACCCACGACGCUCUGUGUGGCUGGGAUCAAAAAGGGUUCUGCACCCUGCAAGGGAGACUCGGGGAGCCCCUUGAUCUGUAAAGGAGAGAAGGUUUAUGGGAUCAUCUCCUUUAGCUCCAAAGGAAACUGUGUGGAUGUCUUCAAACCCCCUGUAGUGACUGCAGUGGUUCCCUACCUCUCCUGGAUCAAGAAAAUUAUUUCCUGAGAUCACCUAAUCCUGCUACUAGCCCACAGGCUCCCUUUAUCUGGAAUGCUAGUCUCUAAUCUAAUCUCUAGUCUGUGCCUAAUUAAACCUUCUAUUCCUUUAAGACCCCAGCUCUCCCACCCUCCUUAAACAACUCUUCCUCCAAAAAAUCUUCCAAGAUCCUCCCUGCCUGGAGUGAUAUCUCCCUCAGCCAGUGCACCCUCACUCAUUCACCCCCUCCCACACCCUUUUCUGGCUUGCCUUGAACCUCUAAUUUGUUUUUUGGCUCUUCCCUGGCCCCUGGCUCAUUUCAGGGUGACCUAUCUCCUAAUAAAAUAAUAAAGACCUGAUGGAUACCA
Molecule: messenger RNA, 1332 nt
Organism: Monodelphis domestica (gray short-tailed opossum)
Lineage: Eukaryota; Metazoa; Chordata; Mammalia; Didelphimorphia; Didelphidae
Gene: GZMM
Product: granzyme M
Biological process (GO): proteolysis
Molecular function (GO): serine-type endopeptidase activity
Source: RefSeq, a predicted model, not a curated record